Molecule: messenger RNA, 1611 nt
Organism: Lindgomyces ingoldianus
Lineage: Eukaryota; Fungi; Ascomycota; Dothideomycetes; Pleosporales; Lindgomycetaceae
Product: acid phosphatase
Exons: 2
Coding region: 1-1611 (536 amino acids)
Biological process (GO): positive regulation of transcription by RNA polymerase II; meiotic cell cycle
Cellular component (GO): nuclear chromosome
Molecular function (GO): DNA-binding transcription factor activity; DNA binding
Source: RefSeq, a predicted model, not a curated record
AUGGAGGGCUUCGAUACGAUCACCAUGUCCUACUUGGCAACCCCAAUGUCACUUCAAAACGUAACCGCAGCGGACCAGCAGCUCUCGGUGCCGAUGUUGCCGCUGGACUCUCUCGAUCAACGCUCUAAUUACGACGCGGAGACCUUCGCUGGUAGCGAUGAUGCCACAUUCGGACAGCACGCCAUACAACCUCCUCCACCGCUGAAACGCUUCUCGAGUGCCUACGAAGACCCUUUCUCUGAUGUCCUGAGUGGAUAUGAACCUACGAUCCAUCCCGAGCACAAUGGAGCCCCCGAGAGCCCCAGCAUUGAGCGCGACAACAAGCUGCUCAGCUUCUCCCUACCCAAUGUUCCGUACGCCAUCCUCGACUUUGCGAUGCGACGGGUGUCGAUAUCAAUGUCGGCACAGCUUCACGGCAUGUUUUUCCUUGCCGAGUCGCCCUGGGCGACGGCGGGCGAUGUGGCGGCACCGCCAACCGAGUUGACAUGCUACCGAAGAAACCUCUUUCAAAUAACCGGGACCGUCACCUUGCCGAGAAGCCUUCAGUUCAUCAUGACCGAACAAGGCGACCAAAUCCCCAUACUCGCCCAGGAACUCACAAUUUCUGCCACCGAGUCGCUAGAAGGAAACCCUGUGAAAAUUAUAUCAGUCCCAUGGAAGACGCCUGCAAGCAGCACGGCUGUCGCGGAAGACAAGACGGAGAAAGAGCCUCCGUCAUACCCCCUAGAUCUGUCCACCGGACAGGAUAUGGACUCGGAGUAUGUGAGUUUUCCCAUAAGCUGGAAGAGGCUUCAAUUCCGCAUAGCAACGGCAAACAAUGGGCGAAGGAAGGAGCUACAACAACACUUUGUGGUGCGACUAAAAGUCGUGGUGACUCUAGCAACUGGAGCGAAAAUUCCAGUUUGCGAGGUCCACUCCGGUGCGAUUAUUGUACGGGGACGGAGUCCCAGGAAUUUCCAGUCUCGCAAGGAUUUGCCCAUCAGUGGCGGUGGGAGCACGGCUCGAAAGACUGCGCAUAUGCCACAACAGCCUACUCGAACAUCAACCGGUGAUACAAACCAUACUAACCACAGCAAUAUGCAGAGCAACCACAGCGCCACGAGCAAACCAAUGGAUGUCCUCCAGCUGCCCUUCGAUUUCAGUGCGAAUGAUCUACCGCUCUCUCCGGAUUUCCUGGACUGGAAGAUGCCUGGUGGCGCCAUGACGGCAAUCCCGCCUGACCCACCUUCGGCCCAGAUGCCUCCGAUGACCCCGUAUGCACAGUCUACUCCAGAGAUCUCGAGGAGCGCACCACCGCAACGAUCUUCUAUGGCUCCGGUUACACUGUCCUUAACAGACGACGACCCAAAGAAGUCAGAGUCGCCUUCAGAACAUGCGAAGAAAAGAGCGACGCCAGCUAGGCCGCCAUCAUUCUCUCUCAAUCUCAUCAGCAGCCCUGACGAGAGUGCUGAUCUUCUGUAUGAAUAUUUCCCUCUUGGCCUCGAUGAUUGGAUGCCUCCGGUCGAUGCUGUUUACCGCCCGCAUGUUGUCCACCACACAAACCUUCCACAGGAUCCAAAGGCACUUGCCGUAAAGAACAAGUCUAAGCGGUACUUUUCCGACGCUUGGUGA